UCAAUACUUUCUCGUCAUCUAUUCACAAGUAUAAACGUCAAAUAGCCAAUCGUCUCAGCUGAGCUCACAGAGUACAUUGUAUUGUAUGGCAAAGCUAUAGGUGACUGACUGCUUGACGUUGUGGCUUGCUUCGUUGUUCUGUCUAGUUUAAUAUCUCAAAAAUUAAAUUCAUAGGGAUAGGUACAUCAAUAUUUAAUUUCAAUAAUUGAAAAAUAGUUUUCCAUCAUGAGUGAACUCAGUCAAGAAGAGAUACGAAGACGUAGAUUGGUGCGACUAGCAGCUCUUGGAGGUACUGGAUCGUCUCCAGCCCCCACGAGCCCGCCAGUUACUCCUGGUGCUUCAGUACCAAACGAUAUUCUAAGUCCAGUGUCCACUCCCAGAUUGUCGCCAGCUCCAACACAAACACCACGCAGCUCCAAUGAAAUUUCGGAAAACACAAACAAAGAACAGAAUUUUUCUGAAACGAAAAAUGAGGUGGCAGAUCAAGGAAAAAUUUCAGCUGAUGGUUUAAUUGUCACAGAAAAAACAGACAACAACUUGAUGGAUGAAAUGCCAGACACAAAAAUGACAGAUCUAUCCCAAACUAGGCAAUAUAAUAGUUUCGAUUCGAUGGGUGAGGACACUUUACUGAGUUGUGGUUCUGUUAGAGUUUUACCCCAAUCCACAGUAAGUGGCUCAGAAGGUGCAUCCACAAGAGAAGACAGCACAUCUCGAUCUAUUUCACCCGCACAGUUCGUAGAGCCACCUCCAGUUAGACCAAGAACAAGUACCUCAUCACCCAGUUGCUCACGGCGCUCUCUAUCAAUGGAAGUAGAUGAUGUUUCAGAGAGAAAUUCUCAGUCAGAACAACCGCUAGAACCAAUGGAGGUUGAAGAUGAUCCAACACAAUCUCCCACUCAUAAAUUACAAAGAUCUCGGACAGUUAGUUGUACAGAACUUACAGAAGAACAACUUAGAAAUAUUGUGGCCAAAAUAUUACAAGUUUCCUGGUCAGAUGAUAGUGCAGGUGGAAUUUUUGUACCAACAGUGGCAGCAUCGUUGUUGGACAAUCCGAAAAUAAGUUUAGAAGAAUUAGCUUCCGAAGCUCUAAUGGAUGUCAUCUCCCAAAUAAUAGAUGGUUCAGAUCCCUUAAAUCAGAGGCUUAUUGCAGUUACUGAAACAACUAAAAGACUAAGUGAAGACUGUGGAGAUGAUAUACUCACAACUGGACACCUGGGAUCCGAAAAUGAAUCGGAAAAAACAGACUGUCCAACACCAUCACUGCCUCUUCCGAAAACAAUCCCUCAACAGAGCUUAGCCGUCAGCUACAUUUUAAAAUUCUACUCGAAUAUAAAUUUGUACGAGAGGGAGCACCCCAAAAAAAGUUCGGAACCGCCUCUCAGUGAUCUACUACAAAGUAUAAGAACUUUACUCGUGAACAAUUUAGUGUCAGUACUAAGGGGGAGGUUCGAACUCGAAAAGGGUCGAAAAUCGCCACUUCUACCUUACAUUUUAAUCGGAAACACGCCCAUCGGCCUCAUACCCGAGGUGCUGCUCGCGACAUACCCAGACCGAGUAGCCUUCGAGGAAGUAUUCAUUCCACUGCUGAUGGGCAUUCGCGAGGAGAUGCGGCGCUGCGUGUCGCCGCUGGUGGGGCGAGGGCACGGCGCGGCGCUGCGGGCGCUGCGGUCGCUGUGCGAGCUGCGCGCCGGCCCGCGCCACGCCGCACGCCCCGUGUGCGCGCUGGUGGCGCGCCUGCCCAGCCUGUGCCCCACGCCGCUCACCACCGCACCCGGCCGAGAGAUCGCCAGGGUCAGCUUCCUCGGACCGUUCUUUGCCAUAUCCCUGUUCGCGGAGGAAAACCCUCGGUUUGCGGAGCGCAUGUUUGCGACGGGAACCGAUCAGAGCUUGGCGUUCGCCUUGCAAAGGGAAGUGGAAGCUAGUCGUAAUACGUUACACAGUAUCUGUCACAACGUUCUUCUGUGUCCGGAAGCAAGGGAGCCUUUCCUAAAAUACUUUGCGACGCUACUACAGAGAAAUGAAAGAAGAGCCCAGUUACAGACUGAUGAACGAUCACUUGCUGGCGACGGGUUCAUGUUGAACGUGUGCUCGGUAUUGCAACUGUUGUCGGUGCGCAUCAAACUGGAGCGAGUGUACCCGCUCUACACCUUCCAGCCGGGCACGUGGAUAAACGUGCGCGACGAGACGCGCCUGUACUUCACCGCGCAAGAGGCUCAGGACUGGCUGGACACGCUCAAUAAUGAUCCCAGCCACACGUGGCCAGAGGCAAAAUUCCAGACAGUGUGUUGGUUUCUGACUUUGCAUAUGCAUCACGUGGCGCUCAUCCCCGCCCUGCAUACUCAUCAGCGACGCAUAAGGGCGUUCCGUGACCUGCAGAAGGUAAUCGAGGAGCUGAUUGCGGCCGAGCCGCAGUGGCGCAACAGCUACUCCGCGUUGCGUAACCGAGAGCUGCUGCGACGCUGGCGGCGACAGAUUAAGCGUCUACACAGGUCGAAGCAGUGCGCGGAGACGGCGCUGCUGGACCCGGAGCUGAUGCGGCGCGGCGUGCAGUUCUACGCGUCCGUGUGCGCGCUGCUCGUGCGCCAGCUGCACGCCGCCGCCGCCGAGCCCGCCGCCGCCGCCGCGCUCGCCUUCCGCGCCACGCCCGAGUGGUACGUCGAGGACAUCGCCGAGUUCAUGCUCUUCGCCGUACAAUACGUCCCGCAGAUAGUGGCCUACUACAUAGAGGAUCCGAUAAUUACUUGGCUGCUGACCGCCAUUUGCAACUCUCAUCUCAUUAAGAACCCGUAUCUCGUCGCCAAAAUCGUUGAAGUGCUGUUCGUAAUCAAUCUCUCACUGCCAAUUAAGCUCAAAAACGAUGCCGUUUAUGAGAAGUUUAUGGAUCAUCCGAUGUCCCAAACCGCCUUACCGAGCGCUCUGAUGAAGUUCUACACGGAUAUCGAGACGACCGGUCAGAGUACGGAGUUCUAUGACAAAUUUACGAUAAGAUUCCAUAUUAGCAUAAUUCUCAAGAGUAUGUGGGAAAGACCAAUACAUAAACAGGCUAUUGUCAAAGAAUCUCGAUCAGGUCGACAGUUUGUGAAAUUUAUCAACAUGCUCAUGAAUGACACGACAUUCCUCCUUGACGAAUGUCUUACGUACCUGAAACGCAUCCACGAGGCGCAGGAGGCGGAGGCGCGCGGGUCGGGCGAGGCUCGCGCGCGCGCUCUGGCGCAGGACGAGCGCCAGUGCCGCUCCUACCUGACGCUGGCGCGGGAGACCGUCGACAUGCUGCAGUACCUCACCGUAGAGAUCAAGGAGCCAUUCCUGCGCGCCGAGCUCGUCGAUCGCCUCGCGUCUAUGCUCAACUUCAACCUGCAGCAACUCUGCGGCCCCAAGUGCAACAACCUCAAGGUGCGUCGGCCAGAGAUGUACGGCUGGGAGCCAAGGCGGCUACUGAGUCAGCUCGUGGAUAUUUACCUUCAUCUCGAUGCACCACAGUUCCACGCUGCGCUCGCUGCUGACGAGCGAUCAUUCCGUAAGGAGUUAUUCGAGGAAGCGGCAUUGCGACUAGCAAAGUCGUGCAUCAAGACUCCCUCUGAAAUAGAACGAUUCAAAACACUCGCAGACAACGCAUACCAAAUUGCUGUAUCAAAUCAGCAAAAGAGUGACGAAUUUGCGGAUGCCCCAGAAGAGUUCCGAGAUCCACUUAUGGAUACACUGAUGACAGACCCCGUAUUCUUGCCAUCAGGAAAGGUUAUGGAUCGAUCAGUAAUACUGCGACACCUGUUAAAUAGCGCUACAGAUCCUUUCAACAGACAACCUCUCACUGAGGAUCAAUUGCGUCCAGCGACAGAAUUAAAGGAAAGAAUAAUUCAAUGGCAACGCGAAAAGAAAACAUCAACAUCAUAAUUGUGUAACUACAACUAAGUCUGAUGUAUAUAAUAUAUAACAUAUAUAAAGACUAAUGCUGGAUUAUCUAGCGAUUCGCGGACUAUUGUUCACUUGAAUGCAUGAGAGAUUAGCAUGUGACUAGAAUGAGAUAUUUAGUACAUGAACUAAUUCUAAAUUGUUCAUUCAAUUACUAUGUAAGAUAUUAUAUUAUCUAAAAAUUUUAACCUUGAAAUAAAUCAAUGGUUCAUUUUCGUCUAGUAAAUGUAUUGAAUAAUUAAAUUUAAAGUUUUGCCAUGAUUGAUGGGAUAAAUUAAAUAUACUUGUACAGUUAUUGAUAUUUUUAAUUCUUUUGCAAAUUAGCAUUUCUUUUUAAUAAAAACUUCAAAUUCGAAAACAAAGUUUGAUUUUUUUUAGCAAAAACUUUACUUUGUUACCUUAAAUUUAAAAGAGAGGCCUAAAUAUGUAUACCAUUAACAAGGACAAUCAGUUGAAAUCAAAAAAUUACUAAGUCAAAGGCUGCCUUCCAAAAUUAUAAGUGAAAUGUAAAAAAAAACAUACAUAUUGUUAAAAGCUUUUCGUUUUAUAAAAAAUAUUUGUAUUUUCUCACUCUAUUUAUGUUCAUUAGUAGAACUAAUGGUAUAAAUGUAAUUAAAUAAUAAUUAUAUAUCACAAGUAGAUACUAUAUGGAAUGUUAAAGACUUUAUUUUCGUGCAAAGUGAAAUUAAUUAAAUUAUUUUAUGGAUUUAGUAACUAAUUGCACAUAGUGAUUUAAUUUAGUGUAUGAUUAGCUAUUUCAUUUUUAUAUCAUUUCUCAUUGUCAAUGUGAUUUGUUCCUUUUAUAAUAGUUAACAAUAAAAUAUUAUCACUAUAGAAUCAUUAGAUAAUAGAAAUCAAUAAUCAUUGUAUUUCUAUAACAGCGACAAAAAAAUAAUAUUAUAAGUACCUUUUAUGGUAAAGAGCAAACAUAAAAAUAUGUUAAUGUCAAAAUAUCUGAAAGCAACUCUGAAUGCUCAUAGAUUAGUUUAUCUAUUAUUAUAACAAGUUAUAGAAAUUUUUAUCCAGUCACUGCCAAGUUUAUCUAUUUAGUAAUAUAGAUCAGGCAUUCCUAAAUUAUACUUCUUUAAAAUUUCAUGGUCUCAUUGUAUUAUAAUUUGACUCUUGUAUUUAUCUUAUACAUAAUGAAGAUUGUAUUAAACUCAAUGUUAAUGUCAAUAAAAUACAUUAAACAUUCA
This is a messenger RNA of Vanessa tameamea, 5105 nucleotides long. RefSeq names its product ubiquitin conjugation factor E4 B (gene Ube4B). NCBI's taxonomy places the organism in Eukaryota, Metazoa, Arthropoda, Insecta, Lepidoptera, Nymphalidae. The transcript is spliced from 18 exons. The record is from RefSeq and is a predicted model, not a curated record. Gene Ontology annotation, molecular function: ubiquitin-ubiquitin ligase activity. The coding region runs from base 226 to 3891 and encodes 1221 amino acids. Gene Ontology annotation, biological process: protein polyubiquitination. Gene Ontology annotation, cellular component: cytoplasm; ubiquitin ligase complex; nucleus.